Messenger RNA from Pseudoliparis swirei, 7303 nucleotides. It is a transcript of the gene trim25, whose product is annotated as tripartite motif containing 25. Lineage: Eukaryota; Metazoa; Chordata; Actinopteri; Perciformes; Liparidae. The transcript is spliced from 12 exons. Gene Ontology annotation, molecular function: zinc ion binding; protein binding. The coding region runs from base 2048 to 4276 and encodes 742 amino acids. The record is from RefSeq and is a predicted model, not a curated record.
GAGGGUGUAAUAUUGAUUCGGGUCAAAAUGACCCGAAGGCAACACAAGGGUUAAACGGUGAAUUUUUGUUUGUUUGUAAAAUGUAUAAAAUGAGCCCAGCCUCCAGAGGGUUAACGUGACAUAUUUGAAUGUCAGUCAGUUACCAAGGCCACUGGUUCUGCUGUGUUCAAUGUUAAAGAUGACAGGACCAAUGGGGUCUCAAUAUACUUCUUUUUUUUUUACUAAUCUGAUGUUUCACUGAAGAAACAAUUUAUCAUCCACGAUAUUAAAUACCUCGCUGGCACUUUAUAGGUAGGAGCCCCUUUGAAAACACAGCUCUGUGUGAAGUUUUGUCUUUAAAAAGAAUGAACUUUUAACUUUUAACUUGUAAUUGCGAUUAAUCGCGAUUAAUCGCGAUUAAUUAAUCGCAAUUUCAAACUGUGCGAUUAAUUAGUUAAUUUUUUUUAAUCGAUUGACAGCCCUAAUAUUUUGUCUUAAAACAUGAACAUCUUGAUCAUGGGACCUUUAACCCUGAAAUAAAAAUAAAAUGUAAAAAAAGAAAUUGUGAAAGGGAUUACGCAAUAUUGUUUGCCUCUAUAAAUUUGAUAAAAACAAAAAUAAAUAAAUAAAAGGGCUGCAGAUUUAACAGUUGUUAAUUAAUCAGAAGUUGUAUGUAUAGCUCCCAGGAAUUUUGCUUAAUUUUUGUUUUCAUUUGUUGGUAUUUCUUUGUGUGAGUGGGUAGCAGGUCCGUCUUUCCAUCAGGGGGUUGGAGGUUCAAUCCCCGCCCUAGUCGAUGUGUCCUUGAGCAAGGCACUUAACCCUGAGUUGCUCCCUGUAGCUGCGUCUACAGUGAAUGAAUGUAACUACUGUAAGUCGCUUUGGAUAAAAGCGUCAGCCAAAUGACAUGUAAUGUAAUGUAAUGUGUUUAGCAUUAAUGGCAUGACAGAAUGAAUCAUAAUAAAUACAUUUUAAAAAAUCAAUUAAUCAUCAUCUGAAAUUGGGAUUGGAUUAAGUGCAAUAGGCAUUCAGAUGAUCACACCCACGACCUACCAGCCAGACCGGCUGGACCAAACGGCAUCAAGCUGCAGCCCAGGUAGAGGGAGGAGAGCCCAGGUGAAACCCUGCAGCGAGGACCGAGGGCGACUCCACUACCCUUCCUCCUGCUACCCGUCUGAUGUCGAAGAACAACACGGUGGAGGACAGCAGCUACAGGUUAGUGAGCCCACAUCUUGACAGAGACCGUGGCGCCAUCGUUCUUACCCGGAUCAAGCUGCACUUGAUGGGCAGGACAGGACUCUGUGUUUACGUCAUGGUGCCUCAAAGUCACAGUCGAUGGACAAUGUUUUUAUCGUGUUGAAUUUAUAAUGUGAAGACAUUGGCCAUAUCAUCUUCCUCAGAGAACUGGUUUAGUUACAUUCCUCCCGUGUUUGCUGUGUGACGAAUGGAGUUCAACUGAAUUUCGGGGUGCGUUCCUGUGUUGCAUAAUGACAUUCUAUCCCUGAAUAACAUUGCUUGUGGUCUUUUGUUGCUUUUCUUUUUCUUCCUGAAUUGUAAUAGAGGUUAAUAUCCGUAAACAAAACAAAAGUAGCAUUUUGUUUUCUAUUGGCCUUUUUUAAGUAAAUGUAUAUUUACAAUUAUAAUCGGUUAGAUUAAAAAGCUAACGUCAACAUAGCCUGACCAGAAAGCAUUCUGUUGGACCUGUUAAUCACCAUGACCUUUGCUGUUGUUUCUGGCACGCCUUUGGAUGCGUCAUUUCACAAAGCAACUCUGCGCAUGCGCGGAUCGGGUCUGUCGACGCGGUUGUUUGCCGAACGCCCAGUCCUUAAAAAACUUCAUUGUUGUGACACACUUCCCGGAGAGAGCGUUCUCACAAGUACCCGUCCUGGGAGCUGUUUGAAGAGAUUAUCUGUGAGGGUAAUACAAUAUAUAUAUAUAUAUAUAUAUAGCCAGGAUCGGAGCAACACGUCAGAACUGUACACCUGAGGACUCAAGAACUGGGCGAGUUAAGUUUCGUUUCCCCCGCAGCAGCAGCAGUUUCCGCGUUGCUCUGCGUCGCCGCGCUCCGGUCAUGGCCGACGUGCACGCGGGUCCGUUGUCUCUGAUCGGUCUGGAGGACGAGCUGACGUGCAGCAUCUGCCUGAGUCCCUUCGACUGCCCGGUGACCAUCCCCUGCGGACACAACUUCUGCCAGGGCUGCCUGCUCGCCGCCUGGAAGGACUCGUACAGCUGUCCUCAGUGUCGGACCCACUUCGCCACCAGACCGGAGCUGAAGAAGAACACGGUGCUCAGCAGCGUGGUGCAGAGCUUCACCCUGAGGAAGAGCGAGAGCCAGGCCCCCCCGAGAGCCGAGCAGCAGCAGCAGGAGGAGGAGGAGGAUGACGACGUCGUACGUUGUGACGCGUGCAUGGAAGCGGAAGCGUCGCAGACCUGCCUCACCUGCAUGGCCUCUUACUGCGAGGAGCACCUGCGGCCUCACCGGGACAACCCCGCCUUUCGGCUCCACCAGCUGAGCCGGCCCCUCGGCGACCUGUCGGAGCGGAUCUGCCCGGACCACCACAAGCUGAUGGAGCUUUUCUGCAGCCAGCACAGCCGUCCGAUCUGCAGCCUCUGCCUCCAGCAGGUGCACAAGGGCUGCCCCUUCAUAUCCCCCGAGGAGAGGAGGAACCUGACAGAGUCCGACCUGAGAGCCAAAUUGGAUGUUCUGGACGGGAAGAUAACGAAGAAUGAGAAUGUCCUACGUCAAAUGGAUGACUUGCAGAACAAGCUGAAGGACUCGGCGACCAACAAGAAGAUGGCGUUGUCGGUGGAGUACCAGCAGAUCCAGGACAUGUUGGCGCGAGAGGAGCGAGAGUCUCUGACCGCCGUGGACCGCGAGCUGCAGAGCUGUCAGAGCAAACUCAAGGCUCAGGCCAAGAAGUUCAGCGAGAACGUGAAGAACAUGAGCAAAGCCAAAGAAGAGGUCCACGGUCUGCUGAGCCAGAACCACACGCUGGCCUUCCUGCAGGCUUCAUUCGACCUUCCUCCUGCUGCCAACUUUGAGCCUUUCGCCCCUCGACUCACCCUGGACUCCAAGAGCGUGACGGCGACUCAGGCCUUCUCCGCCCUCCUGAAGGAGCACCUGACGGAGAUGCUGAAGCAGCCCGUCGAGGCCCGACUCCUCCUCCUCCGACCCGAAUGUAAGACUGACAUUGUCGCACCUGGUGAAACGGCAGCUCCUGGCUCAACAGCUGCAAGUUCUGGAAGUACCGGGUCUCAGCUGGAGUCUGAAGAAACCAAGUCGUCCCCGAAGCAGAAGAAGCCGCCCAGGUCCCGUAGUUCAGGUCGUCAGCCGACCCGCUCGCUGCUGCAGCCAUUCCAAGGGCCUCAUAUGGAGCCACAACCCGGCUGGAGCCCACACCAGCAUCCACAGGGCCCCUACAUGGGUCCUCCUCACACGGGUCCUCCUCUCAUGGGUCCUCCUCAUAUGGGUCCUCCAUACAGGCCUCAUCCAUUCCUGCCUAUUCCUUUCAUGGAAGGACAUCAGACGAAGCAACAAUGGACAGGUGCAGGUGCUCAACCCAAACCGGGCCCCAAGAAGAAACCUCAAAAACAAAAAGCAGCCCAAGCCACAGAGGGCAACGCGGGGAAAAGCCAUCCAGCCCAUUCAACGGAGGACCUGAUGCAAGGCACACCCAAAGAGGCGGCAGGAACGACGGACAUUCCCCUGGACAUCACGUCGGCGAUACCGAGAAGCGAACUUCUGAAAUAUGGAACGAUACUCACGUUGGAUCCGAAGACGGCCCACAAACGCAUCGCGCUGAACGAGACCCUCACGCAGGCGUCGAUGUUGGACGAACCGGCCAAAUACCCCGACGGCCCCGAACGCUUCGUCAGCUGCUCCCAGGUGCUCGCCUCCAAAGGCUUCUCCAGGGGACGCCACUACUGGGAGGUCAAGCUGAGCAGCAACAACUUCAGCGGCGUCGGCCUGGCGUACGCCGGCAUCGAGCGCGAAGGUCUCGCCAGCCGACUGGGCCGCAACAGCCGGUCCUGGUGCGUCGAGUGGUUCGCCGGCAAGCUGUCGGCGUGGCACAACAGCAGCGAGAGCGUGCUGGUCAACCCCAACCCGAAGCGCAUCGGCGUGCUGUUGGACUGCGAGGCGGGCACCGCCACGUUCUACAACGUGGCGGGCGAGGCGCACCCCUUCCACUCCUUCGUGUUCCCCUUCAACAAACCCGUGUACCCGGCCUUCUGGAUUCUGUCCAGCGGCUCGUCUGCGUCUCUGUGCAAGCUGCAGGUGCCCGGAGCCGAUGCUAAUUGAGAUGCUACGUAAAGGGGCUGCGGCUAACGAAUAUUUGAACAAUCGAUUAAUCUGGAGAUUGUUUUUCUUCCGAUUAAUCUAUAAAAAAAAAAUUGCAUUUUCAACCUUUUCUUCCAAAACAGAACUCGCAACCCUUUACAGCUAUUUGUGGUUCAUUGGCUUCGUUCGCAAAGGGGCGGGGCUUAUCGCCGCUCCUCUGUUCCGUGGAUACGGUUGUAAUUUCCUCCAUCCACCACGGAAUAGACGAGCACUCUGCUUUAUUCUUGUUCUGGACAUCCCACAAACGUCGGGACAUCCAACGCCCUCGCGUUCGCGUUCAUAGCAUCAUUGUUGUGCUCGAACAUCUCCGCGUCAUUAUGUACCAAAAAGGUGAUUAAUCUGGAGAUUAUUUUUACGAUUAAUCGAUUUAAAAAACAUUCGUUUUCAACCUUUUAUACCUAUACUCAUUAACCAAAAAGAUGACUUUGUUGACUAGUUGUACCGAUGAACCCAGUCCUUAUUUUUCAUGGCAAGAAACUGGCCGCUGACCCCUCCCCCCCCUCCCUCUAACACAGUCGUACAGUUACAACCCAAAUGGAAAUUAGUGAUAAUUAUUAUAACCAUUAGGGAUUACUGCUCUGCUUCAAGGUUAUUCUGCCCAGCCUAUCGUAGCGACUGUACGUCCUUCGUGGUUGUCCUUUUACUGAUGACGCUGAAUUUGUAUUUGGAUGACCCAAAAAAUUAAGAUAGCUUUUUAAAAACAUAGGAAAAGCAAAAUACCUCCAUGUUUUACAGUCUGUCAACUGCAUGUUGAGGGAUUCGGACGCACUCCCGUGUCCCAAUUGCUUCAUAAUAAGUAUUUUAAAAAGCAAGAUACACAAUUUGCUUUUUAAAGCUAUAUUAUAUGGUAUACUACGCAGAUGAAAUACAGGCAUAGCUCCGUGUUUGAUGGUUCAGAGACCGGCAGGAUCAAAUAUAUUUCCCAUUUUCAUUAUUUUUUUCCUUUUAAAAUAAACGUGAUUUGAAAACUGGUACAAAAGUGAAAGAGCGCUUUAGGUGUGAGGUCGGUGACCUUCAGCCCGUCACCUUGACGGGAUGAAGCUCGGAGGAGUGGGGACUGGGUUUCAGUUUGAGGAGGUCCGAUCCCCUUCCUCCUCCACUGGGAUUACAACAUUGUGAAUGUGACUGGAUGAACAAGUGAAUUAAUGACGUCACUCUCCAGCUCACGGCGGUGCAUAUUAAUUCUGCGUGUGAAUUGUUGGGUGUUUUUGGAGCGUUGGCUUCGCUCCGAGAGGUUUAGGGAUGUGGUGAAGAUGGUUUUAAGUUCCUACGUGUUUUUAUACAACUCUUUCCAACUCGGCUCAAUAUUCAUUGUGUCCUUUGUUUGUUGCUGGUUACGUUGCUUCUACUUCCAGGUGUUCCAACUUUAAGUAAUUAGCAGCCUUCACUGGCCUGCUGGUGGUGCAUUAUGGGAGUUGAAGUCAAGAGAGCUGAAUCAGAUGAGGAACUGAGAUACAACUUGAACAGUGGCAAAAAUUGGAGAAUUCCACCAUUUUGUCUCAACAGUUAUCAGGAUUCUUUUGUUCAUAUAUGAGCAUAUGAAUAAUUUCUGGUCACCCGAGAUUAUUUCCUAUAUAAAGUUUGAUACCAAACGAUGCUUAACGGACCACGUUGACCACGUGGCUGGAUACAGAUGUGUUCCUGUGAUGUGAUUGGCUGAGCAGGGUACCCAUAUCAAGAGAAGAGCAGCGCAACAGACAUUUAACUGUUUCUUGUGGUCAUUAAACAAAUUUAGUUCAAAACAAGCUAACUAGUGUAGCUGCACGCUAGUUAGCUAAGCUAGUCAAUUCAACCAUGCUUCACUGCUACACCGGUUACAGGAAACGAGCCAAACAAAGUUGUCACUCUGGUGGCGGCAACGUGCAACACGCUGUGACAAGUGUGUUUAUUAAUGCACUUGUUAAAUCUAGCUCUUUCACUCUGGCUCUCGUAACGUUACGAAUAUUCGCAACGCUUUACUCGCGUGAGUUGAUUCGCCCGACUAUUUGUGGUUUAAUCGCUUCAUUCGCGCCUUAAUAUGUGACACAGUUUUGAAUGGAAGGGCCGUUUUACUGACGUUCCACGACAACCGCGCUGAAUCUCGUAGCCGAUAAAAGGUGUGAGACGACGAACUGUCGGUACGUUAAGAGCAACGUUUUUUUAUACCUUUGCUCCACUAACUUCACGGCAUUGACGCUGUUGACAUUACCGAUAACCUCGUUGCGGUUCGGACAUGUCGACCGCUGCAUUAAUCGGUUUAAUGUCGGUGAAGUUUCAGGAUCUCUGCAGAAGUACGGACCUUUUUAUUCUCCGUCGACCAGAAGGACUUAAUAACCUCGUUAAUGUUCGGACGAGGGUUGUCCUGAUACCGCCUCUGCUCCCUCUCUCUCUUCAACCUCACUCUCUACUGCUCCUUUUCAUGGAAGCAGUCAGCAGCUGGCUGAUUACCAAUCGGCCAGCAGCUGAGGCCAAUCAGAGACCCCACCCCCCUAGCUGCCACAUUGGUUAAGUUUAAAGAUCUCUGCAAAAGUACGGACCUUUUAUUCUUAGGUUGCGUGAGAAUAUUUGGGUAGUACACCCCCGACUGGACCUGUGCAGUGGAAUCUUCUGUUUUCACUCGUCAACGCAUCAGAUCGAUCGUGCUUCGGGACUCGUCGUCUUGACACAGGUUCGCUCCCAACGACCUCGAACAGCCGACGGGCGUGUCUACGCCGAGUGCAGUGGUUCAACUUUAUGACUUAAUUGCUUGCGCCUUCUAUUUUAGAGUGUCAUGAUUUUUGGUAAAUCAUCCACAGGAUCCAGUGGCGUUUAGAUCAAUAUGUAUGUUUGCUCACGGAAAUAAAGUUCCUUGUUCUUUGCAUCUUCUGUUUCCAAGUGUACCCGUGCGUUGGAUUUGACCCCAAACUGCACGCUGUAAGAAGUUCACUCAAACAUGUUUUAAUCGUUUAUGUGUGGUGGCUGUUUGCAACACUGUUGGUAAGUUAAUUCCUAUUAAACCAAUUAAAAGAU